Molecule: messenger RNA, 2194 nt
Organism: Stereum hirsutum FP-91666 SS1
Lineage: Eukaryota; Fungi; Basidiomycota; Agaricomycetes; Russulales; Stereaceae
Exons: 10
Coding region: 261-1835 (524 amino acids)
Source: RefSeq, a predicted model, not a curated record
CAAAUUCUCAAAGCUUUGUUUUCCUGUGAUUCGCCGGAGCGCGGAGUGGGCAACCGAAUCCGGAACUCAAUCCAAGGACUUCGCCACUUUGACUGAAUACCUUCGAUCUGUGAUCCUGGUCCCAAUUCGAUUUAUCCCGCCACCCGCGUCGCCCGCUCGUAAACGCAGUCGGAAUUGCUGAAUACGAUUGACACGGAAGAACGCCAUUCAAUCAAUCAAUCCAGCGCUUGCCCCAAGCUCGCCUCAGACUUAUAUAAGGCAUGGAUCCCUCGACGGAGACGACUGGCAACUCACUUCCACCCCCAACGGUCCCGAUGCGAAAUUCACGUACCCUCGUUCUAUGUUUCGACGGCACCGCCGACCAGUACGACGCUGAGAAUACCAACGUUGUUAGGCUGUUUUCACUCCUACAAAAGGGCAAUAAUUCUUCCCAAUUGGUAUAUUAUCAGCCAGGUGUCGGAACGUAUCUCGAACCCGGAGUUGUUUCUCCUCUCUUUACUUGGGGGGCGAAGGUACUGGACGAGGCCGUCGCUUGGUAUCUGCCACAACACGUCAUUGGAGGGUAUACAUACUUGAUGAGCAAUUAUAGUGUGGGCGAUAAAAUUUGUUUAUUCGGUUUCUCCCGAGGCGCCUACACAGCCAGAGCUCUCGCUGGUAUGCUCCGUGCUGUCGGUCUCCUGCCUAGAGACAACUCAGAGCAGGCCGGAUUCGCAUUUCGCCUCUACUCUUCAGAGAAGUUGUCGGACCAGCAGCUCGUGCCUGGAUUUAAGAGGACGUACUGCCGCGAUGUGACGGUUGAAUUCCUCGGUGUUUGGGAUACGGUUGAAAGCGUUGGCAUUAUUAUGACCAAGUCGCUGCCGUUUGUUUCAACUAACGAUUCGAUUCGCACAUUCCGUCACGCUCUCUCAUUGGAUCAGCACCGCGCCAAGUUCAGGCCCUCGCUCUAUCAUAGGCCGACCCCCCAGACCGCCAUGACCGCCGCCGCGGAGGCUACCUCGAAGGAUACGAAGAAAGAACACAGGCGUCCAUUCCUUGACGUUGGAUUCAGGCGCCGUCCCCGGCAAUCGCUCGGUGACAAGGAACGUAUUCUGCAACCCCCAGCCUCUGAGCAACACGAAGAUGCGGCGAACACGGUCAAGCGGCCGGACUUCGUGACCGAUUCCAAGGAGGUCUGGUUUGCCGGGUGCCAUGCCGACGUGGGAGGCGGAGCAGUACCUGAUGGAACGAAGUAUUCAUUGGCGGAUAUCACGUUACGUUGGAUGGUUCGGGAGAUCAUGUUGAGCCAGUGCGGCAUCAUAUUUGAAGACGAUGCUCUGGAACGUUUGAAUAUCCCUCUCACGGUCAUGCACUCCAUGGGCUCGACUGGAGGAGGUCCACAGAUACCCGAUGCUGGAAUUCUCCCCGCCCCUGUCCCCCAAGAAAUUAGCGAACCGUAUGUAGUUGCAGGCGCAAGUGACGCAGAGUCUCAAUCUCGACAGCCACUCCAAACAAGCCGCUCCGGCCGUGAUCUGUUCGUGCCAGGGAGCGGUCCGUCCCGAAGCCCGAGCCCGAAUCCUUGGAAAGCGAGAGAAAUCACGGAUAUGAAACAGCCACUCCACGAUGAGAUGAAGAGAAAUAUUUUGUGGUGGCUGUUGGAGAUCAUACCCACGAAGGCAACUUGGCAGGACGUGCAAGGAAAUUGGCACUCAUCCUGGAGUCUGCACUGUGGACGAGGGAGAUACGUGCCGCCGAACUCCCUAUUUCAUUCGAGCGUCAAGCUUCGAAUGGACGACGAAGCUAUGAACUACAAGCCCAAGGCGGUCUAUCAGGCAGAGACUAUCAAGUUCGUGGACUAAGAGUUACGGUGUUGCAUUCUUCCUGUUCGUACCUGAACCGCCCCGUCCUCUUUGAUUUCCCAGUGUUUAUGUCUUCGAAUGAGGAUUUCCUUCUUCUUUUCUUGUUUGCAGAUUACUCGAAGUAUUGAAUGGUCGUAGGCUCAGCAUACGUUUACGGUUUAUUUAUUUGAUCCCCUUUCCCUUGGCCCGUCCACCACGAACACGACAGCAUUGACCAUUACGACGACUCUGGACGAACAUCAUGACAUCGAACGGAACGGUAUCUUUAUUGCCUACGAAUAUUUUUUGCCCAGAUCGCAUUAGCAUUACCUUGCGUAAUAUCAUUUCUUUAGGCUCUCCUUUGCAUCCCCGCUGCAUCC